AUGCUGUUCCCAACCCAUGUCGCUCUGCGCAGAUCAGCAAUAAGCGUCACAAGAAGAUGUCAGAGCUGCCGCCGUGGCUUGCUCACAUUAGCGAUCGAAACGUCAUGUGACGACACUUCGGUAGCCAUCGUCGAGAAAACAAAAAAAGCAGCCGGAGAUGCAGCUAAGAUUCAUUUCUUGGAGAACAUCACUGCUGACACCCGCGCACACCGAGGCAUCCAUCCUAUCAUUGCUCUCGAAUCGCAUCAGGAACAUCUCGCAAAUCUCGUCCAGAAAGCGAUCAAAUAUCUACCGGAGUCGAAGACUGGCGAUGGUAUCAAGCUAGCGGAUGGGUCAUGUCGCCGCAUACCCGAUUUUAUAUCCACUACAAGAGGCCCUGGCAUGCGGUCUAACCUGUCUGUCGGUCUUGAUACUGGAAAGGCAUUGUCCGUCGCAUGGCAGAUUCCCAUGAUUGGCGUGCACCACAUGCAAGCACAUUUAUUAACGCCCCGGUUUGUUUCAUGCAUGGAGAAUGGGAAUGGGAAUGAGAAUGAACCUAGCGCAGAGGCAACAGCAAAACCGACACCAACACCAGCCAUAGCGCCCGAAUUUCCCUUUCUAUCCAUCCUUGUCUCUGGGGGCCAUACGAUCCUGGUUCACUCCACCGGACUCACAGAGCAUAAAAUCAUCGCAGUAAGCGAGGACAUAGCCAUUGGAGAGGCAUUGGACAAAUCGGCACGCGACAUCCUCCCCGCGGAGCUAUUACAACAAUCAAAAAGCACAAUGUAUGGUAAAACGCUCGAGAAAUUCGUUUUCCCAGGCGGACAAGCCGAUUUCAGCGAUUACAGAGCGCCCGAAACCCGCGGCCAAGAACUAGCAACCCGGCAAAACAAAUGGGGGUGGUAUAUCACCACGCCGUUCGCCAAUACGCGCACUCUCCAGUUCAGCUUUUCUUCUGUGUCGAGCAUGGUUGGCAAAAUCCUCCAGAAGAAGAAAGAUGGUGAGAUGUCCACCGAAGAGCGGAUUGAUCUUGGUCGGGAGACCAUGCGCGUUGCUUUUGAGCAUCUUGCUUCGCGGACUGUCAUUGCUCUUGAGAUGCUGCAGCCGCGUGGGACGGAUGACAGGGACGAGAUCAAGACGCUUGUCGUCAGUGGUGGCGUUGCGGCGAAUCGAUUCCUGAUGGGGGUUCUUCGGUCAUUUUUGGAUGUGCGUGGGUUUCAAGACAUUCGGGUUGUUGCGCCGCCUGUUCAUUUGUGCACUGAUAAUGCCGCUAUGAUUGGAUGGGCUGGGAUUGAGAUGUUUGAGGCUGGGUGGCGCUCUGAUUUGAGUGGUCGUCCUGUCAGGAAAUGGUCUCUUGAUCCGCAAGCUGAAGAUGGAGGCAUUCUCGGUCCUGCUGGUUGGUACCGGGUCUGA
This is a messenger RNA of Penicillium nucicola, 1392 nucleotides long. RefSeq names its product N(6)-L-threonylcarbamoyladenine synthase family protein. NCBI's taxonomy places the organism in Eukaryota, Fungi, Ascomycota, Eurotiomycetes, Eurotiales, Aspergillaceae. Gene Ontology annotation, biological process: mitochondrial tRNA threonylcarbamoyladenosine modification. The record is from RefSeq and is a predicted model, not a curated record. Bases 1 to 1392 code for a protein of 463 amino acids. Gene Ontology annotation, cellular component: mitochondrion. The transcript is spliced from 2 exons.